AUGGGAGAAUACACACCUCGAGAGAAAUCAGAUCCUGAUACUGAUUAUAGCAGAGCUCAGCAGGCGCGUCGCUUCAUGAUCUAUGUUCAUGCAAAUAUGAUGAUAGUUGAUGAUGAAUACAUAAUCAUCGGAUCAGCGAACAUCAACCAAAGAUCAAUGGAUGGUGCCAGGGACUCCGAGAUUGCAAUGGGAGCCUAUCAACCCCAUCAUUUAGCAACUACAAAACCAGCCAGGGGUAGAAUAUUCGAUUUUUGUCUGUCCUUAUGGGGUGAGCAUAUGAGCAUGGUGCCCGACAUCUUUGUGCACCCGGAGAGUCUGGAUUACUCAACUGAUACAUACAUCGGCAAUCUUCUUGUCCAUCUCCUUCGCUACCCCGUUGAAAUCUCUAGCAAUGGAAUGAUUGGUACAUUGCCAGGGAUUGAAUUUUUUCCAGACACCAAUGCCAAAAUCCUUGGCACCAGGUCAGAGGAUCUUCCAUCAGUCCUCACUACUUAA
Messenger RNA from Ilex paraguariensis (yerba mate), 495 nucleotides. Lineage: Eukaryota; Viridiplantae; Streptophyta; Magnoliopsida; Aquifoliales; Aquifoliaceae. The record is from the annotation of a GenBank genome assembly.